Molecule: messenger RNA, 572 nt
Organism: Moneuplotes crassus
Lineage: Eukaryota; Ciliophora; Spirotrichea; Euplotida; Euplotidae
Source: the annotation of a GenBank genome assembly
AUGUUUCUUACCAGAUCAGUUCUUAACAAAAGAUUAUUCCAGUACGGAACCAGAGCUAUGCAUUACGAUGCUAAAAACAACGUACAUAUCCCAGAAAGUUUGGAGGACAUCCGUAAACAUCAUGACAAGACCAGACCUACAUACAUGAUGCUUUAUUUCCAUGCUGACUGGAACCCAACUUGUGAAGAGAUUGAGGAUAAAUACCACAAGUUUUGUGUAGACAAUGGAACCUGGACUCACUAUAAGAUAGACACUGAUGCUCAGAAGAGGAUAAAAUUCUUCUAUGAUGUUAAGUGUGAACCAAGCUUCUUCAUUUUCCUAAACGGAAUGCUAAUGAAGAGGAUCAUUGGCUAUAAUUUUGAACAUAUUAAAAAGAACCUGGAAUACACCGUUGAAGCUCAUCACGGAAAGUUCGAUUAUCAUGAUGGAGUCAAAGACAAAUGGGUAGAUUAUUACACCCAGGUCGACUUACAAGAGGCAGAGGUCGAAAGAGACAGAGAUCCAUCAAGACAAGGACUUCUUUUCGAAGAGCAUUUGUAAUCUAUGAUGCUGCUAAAUAUUCAAUCAUUAAA